This is a messenger RNA of Temnothorax curvispinosus, 1028 nucleotides long. RefSeq names its product cytochrome P450 4C1-like. Lineage: Eukaryota; Metazoa; Arthropoda; Insecta; Hymenoptera; Formicidae. The record is from RefSeq and is a predicted model, not a curated record. The transcript is spliced from 4 exons. Gene Ontology annotation, molecular function: heme binding; monooxygenase activity; oxidoreductase activity, acting on paired donors, with incorporation or reduction of molecular oxygen. Bases 284 to 844 code for a protein of 186 amino acids.
GAUGAGCGUUCGAUUCGAAUUUUAUAUAGCGAUAAGAACUAAUGCGAUUAAUGAGUUUAUUGUGAUUUACAUUUUUAUCUUUUUAUUUACCGGUCUUUGUGUUAUCUUAACUUAUCACAUUAAAGAUGAUCGGAUAAUAGACCAAACAUUUGUCAAAAUAUUAUUUUAAAAAGUUACGCUGUUGUGGAUUUAUUCUCUCCUUUUUAAGUGUUGAUUUCUAAUUAAUUGAAUUUUUAGACAUUAAAAAAAGAUAGCAGAAGGAAACAAAUUUCGUCGGCUGAUAAUGAUCACUAUUAUAUUGCUAUUACUUAUCCUUAUUCUACUGAUAUCUAACUAUUAUGUGCAUUAUCAUGGAAGAAAGGGACGACUUAUCAAUCUUAUACCAGGACCAUCAGGUUAUCCAAUUGUUGGAAAUGCAUUUCAAUGUUUUGGUUCACGAGAAGAACAAUGGAAGAUUGUGAUUACCCUAACUGACGAGUUUUAUCCCAUUGCAAAAGUAUGGGGAUUCUUUUUUCCCGUAAUAUUCAUCAGUCAUCCGAAUGAUUUAGAGACAAUAUUAAGCAGUACAAAACAUAUUGAAAAAAGUAUCCUUUAUGAUAUUUUACAUCCGUGGUUCGGUACUGGUCUUCUCACUAGUGGAGGCGCCAAAUGGCAUUCACGACGAAAGAUAUUAACCCCCACAUUUCAUUUUAAUAUAUUGCAGCAGUUUAUUCAGAUUUUGAUCGAGGAAGGUGAAAACAUGACCAAAUCUUUGAAAAAUGCAGGAGACACAGUUGUGAAAGAUUUAGUACCAUUUUUUAGCGCACAUACGCUGAAUGCAAUAUGUGGUAUAAUGUGUUUAUAACUGUACAUUUUAACUGUAAAUUUUAUUCCUAUUGAUAAAUAAAAUUAGACCAAAAUCAAAUUUUUUAAAUUGUAAGUAUCAAUAUCACAACAUAGAUACUGAUUCGUGUAAAAUUUCGACAGCCACAGAUACUUUUAAAAUAUAUAUGAUAAUAUUAUCAUGAUACUUUUACAAAUGCGUUUGU